AUGGCCCUCGAGCGAUCCCUCUCCUUCCAAUGGGAGCCGGUAGACUGCUCGCAGCGCCACGGACAUAUUGUCAACUAUGAAUACGAAAUACUUGGUCAGGAUGACUGGGCAAAACUGGAGCGUCAAAUUGCAAACACUUCCGAGACUGGAAUAACCGUUGACGGCUUGACACCGUUCACUAAAUACGUGAUGCGUGUGAGGGCCUACAACAGCAUUGGUGGAGGUCCAAAUACGGAAAAUCUUGAUGUGAUGACCGCAAAGGCUAGCGCGCCGCUUCCACCACAGGAUCUUGUUGUCGCUCAGGAAGGCACCGACUUCUUCAUGGUCUCAUGGCUGCCUCCUUACCCACCUUAUGGUCCUCAUGACGCCUACAAAAUCCGUUAUCAACUUUUGGGUACGGACAGAUGGGAAGAGAAACAGCAUGGAGUGCACGAUGAGGAACUUCAGUGCCCCUCGGAAAGCCCUCGCUUCUGCUACAAUGUGACUGGGCUCGAACCUGGUAACCAGUACAAAGUACAGGUUGCUACUCGAAUCGAAGGAGGAAGCUAUGGACCAUGGUCGUCGUUGGUGAUUGCCAACACGCUCCAAAUUCUCCCAGACACCCCACGGGCGAUUCAUCUGAUCGAGAAGACGGAUCACUCACUCCACAUCAAAUGGGUGCCACCUAUUGACCCUAAGGGCCACAUUACCCAGUACAAGGUCUCCAUCGCCUCCCUUGAUGAUCCUAACGAAGGACGAAAGUCGUUCCUCGUUGACCAUCCCACUUUAACCUAUCUCUUCGAUGGCCUGAAGCCCGAAACGUCCUACAACGUCUCGAUAGCAGCCGGUUCGAAGAGAGGUUUCGGUAGGGAGAUUUGGACCGUUACUCGACCGAUCCGUUCGCAAUUCCGAUCGUUGUCACCGCUCCAACGACUCCAACGGCGCUUGCUGCUCUCGACCUUUCAGUGGUCAGGAGUUGAUGAUGUUCAAACCCGAGUUACAGGAUUACUAAUUAAUAAGGUGGUGGAUCAACAAGCAGUCGUGUCGGGAGAGCUCGCCAGAGAGCCGGCAGGGACGUACUGGAUUGUGCCGCGUGCCCAACCUCUCCGCCCCCAAACGUGGCGGGUCAACUGGCAAGCUCCACUGAGGUGUUUCAUGCUUGUGUCGAAUUAUUCGCUAACAAGCUCGAGUAUUCACGGACGCCAAAACCGCGUCCCAGUCGACUUACCCAGCUCUUCGAUCGAACAUAUCUUCGAUUGCUACGUCGAACACCCACUGGACAGUGCGUUUCGUACUGAGAACGACGCUGGUGCCUCAGGUUGGAGUAACGAACUCGAGUUGACCCAGCUGAGUGCUCCUGGAGGCAGUGAGGGACAUGAAAAGCUCCCCGAUUGGACCGCCGUCAGUAGAGGCCAGUUUGAACCUCCACUUGAUUCCAAAUGGGUGAUCGACCGGUUAACCUCCGUCUACAAUCUGAAAUCGAUGGGCGAAUGCGGUCCAAGAACUUCGACUCCUAUUCAGAGCACGUUCGAAGCGAGCUCAGGUACGUCUUCGCGCCUUUGUCGUUCGGUCGACGUCGAAUCAGAGGCUGACGUCACGUGUCCGCAGCCCGACUGCGAAAUUGCGCAACGCAAGAUCACCGGCGUACGAGUAGAAGCUCCGAAAGUUUUGUAUCCUUGGGGAGAGAAUACCACGGCACAACACUCAACUGAAAGGCUUACACUCAAUGACCUGAUACCAUACAACGAAUACAGAAUUCGCGUGCGAGCACAGAAUGCCGUCGGCGAGGGUCCGUACUCGGAAUGGGUCCGAUUCAUUACACAUCCAGCUGCUCCACCGGCUCCUUCUGAUCUCCAAGAAGAGGGCGUAUUCCCACAUGCGCUUGAGAUUUCGUUUGCUGCCCCUACGCCUCCUCAUGGAAACAUCGACUAUUACCGCAUUAGACACACUCCUUCUGGGCAGCUGAACUUCAAAGAAGUACGAGUGGAGGCUGAGCGUCUCCAGUGCUCAGAUGCUUCCAAGAGGGAUCGCCUAUGCUUCCGCGUGCAUGACCUCGACCCUGAGCAGGACUAUGAGAUUCAGGUCGCUGCUCAUACCGAGAAUGGCGCAUGGUCAGAGUGGUCAGAGCCGCUGAAUGCCAGGACUGAACAGCAGAAUAUCCCUGUUCUGGAGCGAGAGCUUGAGGUGAUCGACACGAAACCUGAAUCGAUAACUCUAAGAUUUGAGGGCGUCCCACAAGACCAGGCUGCCCAUGUCGUUGGCUAUGUGCUGGAGUUCAAAUCGGAAGAUGAUGACGAUUGGGCGGAGUACAACGGCGUGAUCAAGCACCGUCGUACCACCACCGACUACAAAGUCAUGGUCAAACAGCUUGAAACGGCCACGAAUUACUUCUUCCGUCUGAAGGUUGUUGGCAAAAACGACAAACGAGGAGCUCCUGGUCCCGAAACGAAAGCGAUGACAAGUUGUGGUCGACCCGAAGAACCACCGAGCAACGUCAGGAUUGAGAGUGAUGAUUUCGAGACCAUAAAGAUCUUAUGGACGCCACCAUCAGAAGACUCGUGGCGAUGUGACGACGUCGAAUUUGUGAUUGACUACGUAAACACGACAUCUCGCGGCUCAUGGACGGUACCUGUGGAUGCUCCUUCCGAACUUGUGGUCUCUACCAUGCCUGGCACCCGAUGGGAAGUGAAAAUGCGCACACAGACCGUCGAAGAUGGAGCGAAACCUCAGACGAAAUGGAAGUUUGAAAAGGCCCAUUCACUCACCACGCAGUCGCUGCCUGAGAGCUCUGUCACGUGGGAACCGGCACGAGACCUCCGGAAGCACUUGCUCCAUGGGAUCGUCCAGACAAGCGUGAUGCUACUGGGACCCCAAAAGAACCGAUCACCAGUGUUGAACAUCCAGGAGAAGCAGGUCCCACUGGAGGAACUUGCUCCGGGAAGUGUUUACGAGGUAACUGUGACCCCACGUCGUCCUCCAUCCCUCCAUUCGUCGAUCGUUGCCCCGAAGACUGUGCGAACAUUCAAGACCAAAAACGACGUGCCCACCGGACCGCCAAUGAAUCUGCAAUCUUCCCUUCGCAAAGAUACUGAACUGGGCUUCAAAUGGGACGCUCCGGAAUGUGUGCAUCAGAACGGUAAUGUGUCCCAGUACGAGUUCGAAUUGGUCGGUAUGGACGAAUGGAACGAAGGCACUCGGGAGGGUGUAACGCCCCGUACCAAUGCCAUCAUCGAUCAACUUCAACCCGGAUCACUCUACCGAAUGAAGGUUCGAGCUUACACUGCUGAAGGACCAGGGCCUUGGUCUGACCCGCUGGAAAUUCGAACCACCGGUUCUGAACUCGGCUCUCCACGGGAACUUACCGCAGUACAAACGAAGAGCACCGCUAUCCAACUCACAUGGCUGCCACCGUACCCCGAAAAAGCAGUCGUAACUGCUUACAGGAUGAGAUAUAGCCCUCGAGCUGAUGACUCAAAUCCAACGGAGAUCGAGCUUUCUGGAGAUGAACUCUCGUGCUCAGGCUAUAAAAGCCCCAUCAUUACCGGGGCCAAUCUGUGCACAACUGUGAAGAACCUGCAACCAGCAACCACUUACCGAUUUGCUGUACAGGGUCAAUCGGCGUCCGGAACUUGGGGCGAAUGGUCCAGCGACUAUUUCUCCACCACUAGAAAAGACGACAAAGAACUUCUCGGAGGCAGUUUGAAACUGCUCUCUGCUGGACACGACAACCUCAAG
Molecule: messenger RNA, 3714 nt
Organism: Ostertagia ostertagi
Lineage: Eukaryota; Metazoa; Nematoda; Chromadorea; Rhabditida; Trichostrongylidae
Source: the annotation of a GenBank genome assembly